Molecule: messenger RNA, 828 nt
Organism: Protopolystoma xenopodis
Lineage: Eukaryota; Metazoa; Platyhelminthes; Monogenea; Polystomatidea; Polystomatidae
Source: the annotation of a GenBank genome assembly
AUGCUAGUUUCACGGCCGCUUGCUUCUCGAAGGCGUCAUCAGAAGCGAAACGGAAUCCCUUCAAUAGCAGAAGCCCCUAGUAUUGGGAUAAAUGAGCCGAACGAUCCUGGACGUAGUCGAAAGAGAGGCAGGAGACCUUCGACGUUGCUUUUAUCCAAUGGCGAGAAGGAAGUUGAUACUGAGGGUGUGGAGCUUGUGGAGAGGGAUUGGAGUGGCUUAGAUGACCGGCGAAAUCAAAAGCGACCUCGCACUGAUGAGGACUCUUCAGGUGUUCUGCAUCGAUUAGCUUCAGAUUACUUCAUCCUAGCAACCAUGAAGAAGGAACCCCAAAACUUGUUAUGCGGGAAUGAGGAUACUGCAGUUGAAGUGAAAGAAAAGAAUGAUCUAUUUGGUCCAGGUCUUCGUGCGUGUAAACUCGAAACCGAGGCCUCUUCAAAGACAGAAUUACCUGAAAACCUUGCCACAGUAGGGAAAAAGGAGGAUUUCAACCAAGAAGACGAUGAUGAGGAUGAAGAAGAUGAAGGUAAGGAAGGAAAUAUUGAAGAAUACGAUGCCGACGAAGCUUCUGAACAGCUGAUGGAGGACGCAAGCGGAUUGCCACCUCUGUCGCCUAGUAAUUUCUCUCCCGUGGAAACAUCAGAAGAUGAGCCAGAGGUCGAACUAUCUGUCGAUAAUACAGUAAUGAAAACAACUCGUGGUCCGAAGGCGGGUAAGCUUCAGGCUAGUUUUAACACAUUUAGAAUAUUGCUCCAGAACUUCUUUGCUAAUUUUCCUUCUGCGCAAUUUUUCUCCUCUUCAACAUUUUCUGUCAUACAAACGAAUUGGUGA